AUGUUCAAAGUGAUUAAAAGCACUGAUAUUCCUUGUUAUGAUGUGGAGGAUUCGGUGUGUUGGGGCCCUUCGAAAUCGAGUGAUUUCACUACGGCGUCGGCUUGGGAAGAGUUGAGAUUGAAGGGUCCUAAAGCUCCUUGGGUUCAACUUGUUUGGCAUAAAAACCUGCAGCCUCGUCAUUCUAUGUUUGGGUGGAGAUUAGCGCAUGAGAAGCUCCCCACAGAGGAGGAAUACCAGAGAUGGGGUGUUAGUUUAGCAUCCAAAUGCAUGCUGUGUAAGAAGCAGUGCGAUUCAGCCCUUCAUUUGAUCCUCAAUUGUGAGUUUAAUAAUGUUGUGUGGGGGAAUUUUGCUCUUGGUUUGGCAUUGGUUGGAAUCAGCCAGCUUCCACUGUUGAUUUUUGAGAUUGGUGGAAAAGAAAGCGUCGAUGCACGAAUGUGA
This is a messenger RNA of Telopea speciosissima, 438 nucleotides long. RefSeq lists its product as uncharacterized. NCBI's taxonomy places the organism in Eukaryota, Viridiplantae, Streptophyta, Magnoliopsida, Proteales, Proteaceae. The record is from RefSeq and is a predicted model, not a curated record. The coding region runs from base 1 to 438 and encodes 145 amino acids. The transcript has a single exon.